AUGUCGGAAGGGCUGAACAAAAAUAUUUUCAAAUUUGGCGUCAAUGGGCCGCAGACAACCAUCACCAGUUGGACCGGCUUUUUAAGAUAUGAUUUAAUUUUGAAAGCUGAAGAAGCGAAUGUUCGAGAAGAAGAAUGUUCUAUAUGUCUAGAAGCGCUGGUUAGUUCGGGAAAGACUGCUGUGUAUCUGAAGCACUGCUUGCACAGUUUCCAUCUCUCUUGCCUGAAAAUUGUGUAUGAAAUUAAUGAUAAAAUCCUUAAAUGUCCAUUGUGCAGGUUUUUUUAUAAACUUCCAGGAAUGCAUAGGACGGAAUAUCUAAAUAGUCAUUGGCGCCAAUUUGGGACUCUUUACGUUUAUAUCUAUGAAGAAAGCGUGAGAUUAGAAUCUAUAAUGUUUGCUAUCUUUUUGAACAUCAUAAAUAUGGACCGCAACGAGGCGACUAUGGAAAUUGUCAGGAGAGUAAUAAAGGCAUGGAAAAUAGGAAAAUUAAAUUCAAAGAAUUAUUUCGACGUCCUGAUGAAAUGUGACCUUCAGUCGAUUAAAGCCAAGCUAGAUGAAUGGAACAUACAUUCAAAUGACUUUGUGGAUGAGCUUGUUGAUGACAAUGACAUGUACGAUGAUGGAGUCGAUCGAGACAAAAAUUCUCUAUUUGGUCAUCAGAGUCUGUUGGAGUGGGCACGCAGUGGUCCCGGUGUACCUAGGCUGGAAAGAGUUCAUAGGGAUGGCACUCAUCCUCCUCUAGUUAAGAAUUUAUGGAUCAACAACUUAAGGAGUAAAAUUAGUAAACAUGAACCGUCUAUGUUAGUAACUCAUGUGACCCUACCGCAUGGUUACGAGGAACUGCUGAAUAAGUGUAACCGAUGA
Helobdella robusta is the source of this 864-nucleotide messenger RNA. RefSeq lists its product as hypothetical. Gene Ontology annotation, molecular function: ubiquitin protein ligase activity. Gene Ontology annotation, biological process: Notch signaling pathway; protein ubiquitination. Lineage: Eukaryota; Metazoa; Annelida; Clitellata; Rhynchobdellida; Glossiphoniidae. The record is from RefSeq and is a predicted model, not a curated record. The coding region runs from base 1 to 864 and encodes 287 amino acids. The transcript has a single exon. Gene Ontology annotation, cellular component: nucleoplasm.